Vicia villosa (hairy vetch) is the source of this 429-nucleotide messenger RNA. RefSeq lists its product as uncharacterized. NCBI's taxonomy places the organism in Eukaryota, Viridiplantae, Streptophyta, Magnoliopsida, Fabales, Fabaceae. The record is from RefSeq and is a predicted model, not a curated record. Bases 1 to 429 code for a protein of 142 amino acids. The transcript has a single exon.
AUGGAUUGCAGGCCAAGUUUCUCAUGGAUUAUGAACAGAAUCCUCAAGAAAAGAGAUGAGUAUAAUCAGGUGAUAGUUGGUCUGCAAGAUGACAAAUUCAAAUCAAAGGAAGCAUAUCUGGCCAUUAAAAAUGUUGAGCCUACUGUACCAUGGUGCAAAUUGACGUGGAAUAACCUUGCAAGGCCUCGUGCCCAGUUCACUCUUUGGUUAGCAUGCCAUGAUAGAUUAGCGACGAAGGAGCGAUUACAUAGAUUUCACUUGAUUGAUAGCCCCAUUUGUGCUUUCUAUAAUACUGUUGAGACCUCGCAUCACCUUUUCUUUGAAUGUCCAAGUACUGGACUCAUGUGCUUUUUGGAUGAUUUUCUGGUGUUUCGAAAGUUGGGAUUUUGGGCAAAAGAGGUGAUUUUCGUAGCAGCAGGAAGCUGCUGA